This is a messenger RNA of Melanotaenia boesemani (Boeseman's rainbowfish), 11842 nucleotides long. It is a transcript of the gene col4a4, whose product is annotated as collagen, type IV, alpha 4. The coding region runs from base 191 to 5212 and encodes 1673 amino acids. Lineage: Eukaryota; Metazoa; Chordata; Actinopteri; Atheriniformes; Melanotaeniidae. Gene Ontology annotation, molecular function: extracellular matrix structural constituent. Gene Ontology annotation, cellular component: collagen trimer. The transcript is spliced from 47 exons. The record is from RefSeq and is a predicted model, not a curated record.
AAAAGAGUGUGUGCAGCAGCGGGUUGUUGCGGCUGAUUAUCUGCAGUUUCUGUCUUUGACCUGAAUUCCGCCUGAAGUUUCACCCUGACAGAGACCUUGAGGACGACAUCAGCGUGGGAGCGUGCUCAGAACUGGCUGGAGGCGGAGUCAGAGUGACAGCAUCGGGGGUGGGACUCCCCUCAGACCAGAGAUGAAGUUGCUGCUGACAUCCUGCUCCAACCUCAGUUACUGCAUGAAGAUCUGGUGUGUUCUCGUGUUGUUAAGCCCUCCUCCACCAGCUCUUGGGGGUGACCAGACAGAGCAGUGCGGUGGGCGGGACUGCACCAACCGUCGAUGUUUUGCAGCCAAGGGAGCAAGGGGUACUCCAGGUCCCCUGGGUCCACAAGGCCCUCUGGGGCCGCCAGGCUUCCCAGGUCCUGUGGGACCUCCAGGACAGAAAGGGCAGAGAGGGGACGAGGGCCCAGCAGGAACUCCUGGACUUUUAGGAAGUGUUGGAUCGAUUGGUGUUCCUGGUUUUCCGGGUUUAGAUGGAGUCCCGGGUCACCCGGGACCUGCUGGUGGUCCUGGUCUUCCAGGUCUGGAUGGAUGUAAUGGAACCCGAGGACACCCGGGAAAUCCCGGGCUUCAAGGAGAGCAAGGACCCAAAGGAGAACCGGGAGUCCGAGGACCGAAGGGUUAUCCAGGAGAUCCUGCGGUCUUUUUCAUACAGUACCCUGGAGCACCAGGGGAUGCCGGGCCCAGUGGACUUCCAGGUCUGCAGGGUGCACAGGGACCUCCAGGUACAAAUGGAGCUCUUGGUCCUCAAGGAGCAGAUGGAAUAAACGGCCUUCCUGGUCGACCUGGUUUAAGAGGCCCACCAGGAGAAAAAGGACGAUCUCUCCCAGGCCAGAAAGGAGAUGAGGGAGAUCAGGGCCUCCAAGGACCUCCGGGGCCCUUUGAGUAUGUCGACCCUCCAGAGGACCUCUACAUCAAAGGAGAAAAGGGUUUACCAGGCAUUAAAGGGGCCUGUGGCUUUCAGGGACUGCUGGGCCUCGAUGCUCUUCCUGGGAUCAAAGGAGAGAAGGGGAUUGUGGGUUUUCCUGGACACAGGGGUGAAUCUGGUGUCCCUGGUCCACCUGGAAAGAAAGGUGACAAAGGGAUACAAGGAAGCCCGGGCCUCCCAGGUCUGAUAGGACGUGAAGGUUUUCAGGGCAUGAUGGGAGAUCAGGGCCCCAAAGGCCUCCCUCGGAGCUCUGAAAUUGUUUACACAGGUGAGGUCGGAGACCCUGGGUUCCCUGGAGAAAGAGGCUCUCCGGGAAUCUCCGGGUUGAUGGGAAUGCGUGGCCCACAAGGAUUCCCAGGCCGAUCAAUACCAGGACCAGCAGGUGCCGUUGGUCAGACUGGAUCUCCAGGUGUCAAAGGCGAUAAAGGCGAUCCAGGUCAGAUGUUCACAGAGGAACUGACACCUGGAGAACCUGGAAAACCAGGACCCCCUGGAGUCAGAGGGCCAAAGGGAGAGCCAGGUUUUCCAGGAACUUAUUGUGGUCCUGGGGACCCAGGACUCCCGGGAAACUCAGGAGAACAGGGGCCCCCAGGGGCAACAGGCUACAGAGGGAUCAAAGGGAACAGUGGCAACUGUUCUUGUGGCCCUCCACUUGAACUGAGAGGCCUUCCUGGUUCUGUGGGUGACAGGGGGGCUCGGGGGUUCCCAGGAGACCCAGGGGCCCCAGGCCAGAGAGGAGAGAGAGGUUUACCUGGAGACAGAGGAGAGAGUGGUGAAACGGGCCUGGUUGGAUUUCAGGGUGUCAGAGGCUUCAAAGGUCGGAAAGGAGACUUUACCAUAGUGGAUUUUAAAGGUGAGAAGGGAAACAGGGGCCAGCCGGGUCCUGAAGGCAGACAAGGAUUCUCGGGGAGAAAUGGAUUUGCUGGGGCUCCAGGGGCCCCUGGAAACCCUGGUCCACAGGGGGAAAGUUUGCCGAGCCUUCCUGGAGACAGGGGCUUCCCAGGACUUUCCGGACCAAAGGGCUUUUUGGGACCUUCGGGUGCUCUAGGACCAGGUGUGAUUGGAGCUGUGGGACAGCGUGGGGUCCCUGGAGAGCCAGGAGUACCAGGAUUUCCUGGCUUUCCGGGGAUGAGGGGACUUAAAGGCGACACUCUUCCCUGUGUUCCUCAAAAUCUCGGUUCUCCCGGGGAGAAGGGAGAUCCUGGGAGUCAAGGUUUUCAAGGUGGCCCAGGUCCUCCAGGCUAUCGAGGCAGCACGGGGUUGGAGGGGGCUAAAGGAGACAAAGGACAGUAUGGAUUACCAGGAAUACCUGGGAGACAAGGACCUCGAGGUUUAACUGGCGAUACAGGAGAUGAAGGGUCUGAGGGCUUCAGCUUUGCUGGAGAACCAGGCUCUCCAGGGCUCCCAGGCCCUCCUGGGCUCCAAGGACCAGCUGGGGAUACUGAGUCAGGACCCCCAGGAGCUGUUGGCCUGCAAGGACGUCUGGGGUCUCCAGGACCUAAAGGAGUUCCCGGUGCACCUGGUCAAGAAGGAGAACCAGGAGUCCUCGGUCUGCCUGGCGGACCUGGACCGAAGGGCCAGAGGGGAGAAGAUGGGGCCCCAGGUGUAACCGGACUCCAAGGACCGGCACCUGAGCAAUGUAAUGCAGGAAAACCUGGUGAAAUGGGCCUGAUGGGCCUUCAGGGGCCAGUUGGGCCACCAGGUUAUUUGGGUGAGAAAGGUGAGACUGGGAUCAGAGGGACUCCAAAUAAUGGCUUUCCAGGCCCUAAGGGCAAACAAGGACCUUUGGGUUUUCCUGGGGACCCUGGGAGUCAGGGCCCCCCUGGACCCAAGGGAGACUCGGGUCAGCCAGGUCCCAUCGGUCAGAAAGGUCUGACUGGGGACCAGGGCCAAGCCGGAGUUCCAGGGUUCCCAGGACAGACGGGGUACACAGGAUUCCCGGGGAAGACUGGAGUGAGGGGCCUCAGCGGACAAGAUGGAGCUCAGGGAUGUGAAGGGCCGAAGGGUCAAAAAGGCUGUAAAGGAGCCACGGGGCCUCCAGGAUUUACCAACUGUCUCCCCAUCAAAGGCCCGGGAGGAACACAAGGAGGUGCUGGAAGCAGUGGGGUCCCCGGACAACAUGGAGAUAAAGGUCUGCCAGGUGCUACAGGUCGGCCUGGGAAUCCAGGCUUCAUUGGACCCCAAGGCAUUAAGGGAUUUCAGGGGCCCCCAGGCCCACGUGGCAAAAAAGGAUCUCCAGGAGCACCUGGGUGUACAGGGCCUCCAGGAUACCGUGGUUUCCCUGGAGAGCCUGGAGACCCGGGUGAAUUUGGUUGUCCAGGGACACCUGGAGAACCUGGUCUACCAGGAUGUGAAGGACCCAAAGGGGACAAAGGAGAGUCUCUUAGUUGUGCAGGUCCACCUGGAGACAAAGGACAUCCUGGACUCACAGGAUUCAAAGGAACAGAUGGGCUGAAGGGAGAACCUGGGCGACAAGGGUUUCCUGGAGCUCCAGGACAGAAAGGAUGCAAAGGACACCCAGGUGUCAAAGGAAAACCUGGUGAAGCAGGUGUGAUCGGUCCCGUAGGUCCCAGAGGUCACCCAGGUGCUCCAGGUCUUCCUGGUAGGGCAGGAGCUGAUGGCCCUCCAGGACCACAGGGCAGCCCUGGACUCCAAGGUCCUCCUGGACCGCUGGGACUUCAUGGACUGGAUGGACUGAAAGGAGUGAAAGGUGACAUGGGAACCAGAGGUCUGGGUAUUAAAGGUCCUCCUGGAUGUAAUGGCCAUCCAGGAUAUAAGGGUCCUCCAGGUCCUCCAGGUGCUUGUGGUCCAUCUCAACCUGGGCCACCAGGACCCAAAGGCCCCCAAGGACCCAAAGGCCCAACAGGUGGUUGUGGACCUCCGGGUCAGCCUGGACCAGACUGUGAAAAUCCAUACCCAGGUCCUUGUGGAGAUCCUGGGUGUGAGGGCCCAGAUGGCGAUCCAGGGUGUGCUGGUGAAAUCGGGGAUCCAGGUCCAAACCCCCCAAUUCCUGGGGAUGCAGGGGACAAUGGUCACCCAGGAUGCCCGGGGACAAAGGGGACAAAGGGAUGUGAUGGGCACCCAGGAUUCCCAGGCAUCCCUGGAAACCCUGGAUGGAAAGGUAUGAGAGGAGACCCAGGUUUAUUGGGAGUACCAGGGUCUAGGGGUCAUCCAGGUGCCCCUGGUCCUAGUGGACCUCCAGGACCAAGGGGAUCUGUUGGACCAGUGGGGCCAAAAGGGGAGAAGGGACGACUCCAUCCCUGUGCCCCAUAUCAACCUGCACCACAGGGCCCCAAAGGAACAGAGGGCCCCCCUGGUCCUGGAGGAGAGCCUGGCCUGACUGGAGAGGCAGGCCGAGACGGCCAGAAAGGUGACAAGGGGAAGGCCGGGUCUGAAGGUGAGAAAGGUUCUACUGGACCCAAAGGUAGAAGAGGAGAUGAAGGAGAUGCAGGCCUACAAGGAGAGAGUGGUUUGGUGGGAAAACCAGGUGUGCCUGGACCCAUGGGUGACCCAGGUCCUCCUGGAUUAAGCACAAAGAUGAACAUGGGAUUCCUGUUAGUGAAGCACAGCCAGUCAACAGAAGUUCCCCGCUGUCCACAAAACACAACACCCUUAUGGGAAGGAUACAGUCUGCUCUAUCUGGAAGGUCAAGAGAGGGCUCACACUCAGGAUCUGGGUCAGGCGGGCUCUUGCGUGCCCAUCUUUUCCACCAUGCCCUUCUCCUCUUGUGACAUUAACGGCUGCUCUUAUGCCAAUCGGAACGAUAAAUCCUAUUGGCUGUCAACGAUGACGGCAGUGCCGAGUUUACCUGUGGACGGUCCGCUAAUUAGAAAUUACAUCAGCCGCUGUGUGGUGUGUGAAGCCCCCUCAUCAGCCGUCGCACUACACAGCCAGGACUCCAUCCCACCAGAGUGCCCCCCCAGCUGGAUCACCCUGUGGGUUGGAUACUCCUUCCUCAUGCAUACAGGUGCAGGUGAUGAGGGCGGAGGCCAAUCUCUGACAUCCUCAGGAAGCUGUCUGACAAACUUCAUGGCUCAGCCCUUCGUGGAGUGUCAGGGCCCUCGAGGAACCUGCCACUUCUUCUCCAAUAUCUACAGUUUCUGGUUGACCAAAAUGACACAGAACUCCUCCGCCUCCUCCUCCUCCUCCAACAGCUCCUCCAUCACAAUGACUGAUGUUAAUCAGCAGAGGAGGAACAUUGCACAGUGCAAAGUCUGCAUGAAGUUAUGAGGAGGACGCUCCUCUUCCUCCUGCAAGAAGGAGUGAUGAGGUGGUGUUUCUGCUCCAGGAAGAGGGGGGUAACACUUCACCUUUUCCUUCGAGGAGUGGGGCAAUCCUUCACUUCCUCCUGGGAAGGGUGGGGGGGACACCUCCUCCUUUAAGGGAGGAAUGAGACGAUCCUUAACUCCUCCUUUAAGGGAGGAGUGAGGCGAUCCUUUACCUCCUCCUUUAAGGGAGGAAUGAGGCAACCCUUACCUCCUCCUUUAAGGGAGGAGUGAGGCAACCCUUACCUCCUCCUUUAAGGGAGGAGUGAGGCAACCCUUACCUCCUCCUUUAAGGGAGGAAUGAGGCAACCCUUACCUCCUCCUUUAAGGGAGGAGUGAGGCGAUCCUUCAACUCCUCCUUUAAAGGAAGGAUGAGGCGAUCCUUCACCUCCUCCUUUAAAGGAAGGAUGAGGCGAUCCUUCACCUCCUCCUGUAAAGGGAGGAAUGAGGCAAUCCUUCACCUCCUCCUUUAAGGGAGAAAUGAGGCAACCCUUAACUCCUCCUUUAAGGGAGGAAUGAGGCGAUCCUUCACCUCCUCCUUUAAAGGAAGGAUGAGGCGAUCCUUCACCUUCUCCUGUAAAGGAAGGAUGAGGCGAUCCUUCACCUCCUCCUUUAAAGGAAGGAUGAGGCGACCCUUCACCUCCUCCUUUAAGGGAGGAAUGAGGCGACCCUUCACUUCCUCCUUUAAAGGAAGGAUGAGGCGACCCUUUACCUCCUUCUUUAAAGGAAGGAUGAGGUGACCCUUCACCUCCUUCUUUUAAGGAGGAAUGAGACGAUCUUUCACCUCCUCCUUUAAGGGAGGAGUGAGGCGAUCCUUCACCUCCUCCUUUUAAGGAGAAAUGAGGUGAUCCUUACGUCGUUUUUUAAGGGAGAAGUAAGGUGACCCUUCACCUCUUAAUUACACAGCUAUGAAACCAACGGAAUGAGGCGACCCUUCACCUCCUCCUUUAAGGGAGGAAUGAGGCGACCCUUAACUCCUCCUUUGAGGGAGGAAUGAGGCGACCCUUCACCUCCUCCUUUAAGGGAGGAAUGAGGCGACCCUUAACUCCUCCUUUAAGGGAGGAAUGAGGCGACCCUUCACCUCCUCCUUUAAGGGAGGAAUGAGGCGACCCUUCACCUCCUCCUUUAAGGGAGGAAUGAGGCGACCCUUCACCUCCUCCUUUGAGGGAGGAAUGAGGCGACCCUUAACUCCUCCUUUAAGGGAGGAAUGAGGCGACCCUUAACUCCUCCUUUAAGGGAGGAAUGAGGCGACCCUCUCCUCCUUUAAGGAAGUGGUUCUCAAAUGAAUGAAAGAGGGCAGAUAUCCUGCUCUUAUUUUAACAGUAAACGUGUUCCUAAUAACACUUUCCUCACGUCUGUGAUGUUAUGAGUGUAAGUUACAUAGUUAGCUUAUAUAUAUAUAUACACACACACACACACCUGGUCCCCUCGCUCUGUGUAUACAAACGGGAGGGCACAGUAGAAAAAGUUUGAGAACCACUGGGUGAAGGGAAGAAUGAGGCAGCCCUUCCCUCCCUCUUUAAUGGAGAAGUGACCCUUCUCCUCCUUCUUUAAGGGAGGAAUCAGGCGACAUUUCACCUCUUCCUGUUCCUGCAGGAGAGGUAAGGGGAAACUCGUCAUCAGGGAGGUGGGGAGGAACAUUUGACCAGCAUGAACUGGUUGGAGCAGAUGGGACUUUUUUUCUGAGGAGAAUCCAUCACGUUGAAGAUGACAGCUGUCAAUCAGUAAAAGCCAACCAAAGCGCCACAGCUGAUGUGUGACCUUCAUUUGCAUCAUGACUCUUUUUUUAUUGAUAGUUUUUAUUUUACUAUUAAAUCGUUGUUGAAAAAAAAUUCUGGGCCGACUGCAUUGUGCCAAGUAUAAAGUUUGGUGGAGGGGGGAUCAUGGUUGGGGUUGUUUUUCAGGAGCUGGGCUCUGAAUGCUUCAGCGUAGCAAGAGAUUUUGGGCAAUUCUAUACUUCCAACUUUGUGGGAACAGUUUGGGAAUGAGAUAGAGUGGAGAGCCAGGCCUUGUCCUCCAGCAUCAGUGUCUGACCUCACAAACGUUCUUAUGGAGAAAUGGUCAAAAUUUCCAAUAAACACUCCUAAACCUGUGGAACGCCUUCCCAGAAAAGUUGAAGCUGUUAUGGCUGCAAAGACUGGGUCAUACUGAACUCAUCUGAUUAAGAAUGGGGUGUCUACUAAGUUUAUACGAGAGUCAAGGCAGGCGAGCCAAUAAUUUUAGCAAUAAAGUGUAUCUGAUGGAGUUUUCUGGGAUCUGUAGGAGUCAGACACUUCUUUGAUCUGCCAGUAGUCCAAGUCAUGCAGGGGUUUGUGUCCCAUAGUGGUUCCACCUCCUCUUCCUUGUCUGGUUUUAGCUGUCCAAAGUAUUUACUUAGCAGGUCAUCACCGCGGUCCAUCUUCCUGAUAAACUCCUGAAUCUUUGUUGUUUAAUCCUGGAUAGUGGCUCUAGCUCUCCUAACCUCUUGCGUCUCUCCUUCCUUGUAGUUUCCAGUCUCAGGAUGCUGGACUUGGAGAGAAACCUUCCAUACAUUGGGAGGAGCUUUCUCGUCUUGAUAGUAGCUUCCAUGUCCUGGGUAUCUAAUGACUGGCAGGUCAGAUCCAUUAGGCUUACUGUUAGAACCUGCAUGAACUGGGCUGUGGCUGCAGCCUCUUCAUGGUUGUCAUCAGUCUGUGGUGUCCCAAAGUAUUUGUAGCUGCUGUGAACACCUGCUGUGCUGCUUUCUGGUAGUUCAGUCCCUUCAGUUGUGAUGAUAUUACAGUUGUAAGAAUUCUUUUGAUCAAAAAGUUUUUUAAGGUGUAAUUUUACUUUGACAUGUUUCGACUGGAACUUCAGUCGUCUUCAGAAACAACUUCCGACGUGUCAUGAUGUGUCUUUAUCAGCUGAUGGUAUCCCGGAGGCGUGAGCAGCCCGGCGGUCUGACAGAUAUUUGUCAGUCUGGUCCUGCCUCCUAUUCAGCUGGUCCCACCUCCUACCCGGCUGGUCCCGCCUCCUACCCGGCUGGUCCCGCCUCCUACCCGUCUGGUCCCGCCUCUUGCCGCCCGAUGGUCUUUGCAGGAGGGAAUCCCAUGUGUGGGACAGCAUGAAUGCCCCUCAUCAUGGCUGGUGGUGUUCUUGGCUCGCCUCCUGGUUUCUAUGGCCUCCUUGAUCCUGCGUUUGAAUACGUUGCUCUCCGAUCUGAUGACUUUAGCGUUGUCUCAGUCCAUGAUCUGGUUUUCCUUUGCAGUGGUCUGGUCGGCUGGUUUUAGGUUCUGCUUUUUUUUUCUGUGAUGCUGUGAGUCGUCCUGUUGUUUGGGUGAGCGAGGAGCUGGCAGAGUUUUAUGUGUGGUGUUGCUGUUGUGUUGUCCUCUGCACGUGUUCACCGGUUCCCUGAUGUACGGUAGGUCUCCAGGUCCUUUCUGCUGUUUUCGUUUUUUUGUUUGGGUUUUGUUCUGUUUCCUUCAUGUUUGUUUUUACUUUUGACUGCUGUGCUUCUUGGAUUUCGGGCCAUGCUGGAUGUUGGCGGUGUGUCAUGCCUGCUCUUCCUCCUCACGUCUCUCCUCCUCCUCGGUGAUGAUACUGGCCCGUUCAUAAAAAGUGUGUGUGUGUUUUCUGUAUACUGUGAUUUUUAUAUUGCAGUUGUCUUUGUGGUGGAUUUUCAUGUCCAGGACGUUUGUGUGGUUCGGUUUGUUUCCUCUUCAUGUGUGAGUUGUUGUGUGGGAACGUUGCUGUCUACGGUAGGUGUAGUGGAGGGUCCUGUUUGUGAAGUUUUGGUGUGCCGUAAAUCCUGGGGAUGGUGGUUGCAGUUGUUAUUAAAUGAUUAUACAUGUCCUGAGUUAUUUUCUCUUGUUCUAGCAGGGGUUUCAGGAGCUUUCAGCUGUCUGUGGGGUGUUUCUUCAGCGUCUCGUGUGUUCUUGUCUCCUAACAAGGUUUCCAUCUGGGUUGUGGAGGUUUCCAUGUCCAUAACCACUGUUGUUCUGCCUUUAUCUGCCAAUAAUGAAGUGAUGGUUUUAUCUGUUUUGAGUGCAUGUUUUGCCUUUUUUUCUUCUCUUAGGACAUUUCUUUGAAGUAAAGUUGCAGUUGUUAAAGUUACUGUGACAGUGUUUGUGUUCUUUCGAGUCUCUCCAGUCGGCGGAAAGCUUUGACUGUCUUGUCCGUAACCUCCUCGUAGCAGCGUCACCAGGUUUAUUUUGUCUAUUCUAACUGUAGUUGUAAGACUUCUUUUGAUCAGAGCUUUUUAAGGUGUAAUUUUACCUUCACAUGUUUCGACUGGAACUUCAGUCGUCUUCAGAAAUACUAUCUGACGUGUCGUGAUGUGUCUUUGUCAGCUGAUAGUAUCCCGGAGACGUGACCAUCCCGGCAAUCUGACAGAUUUUUGUCUGUCUGGUCCCGCCUCCUGCUGCCCGAUGGUAGUUGGAUGGAACUUUUCCCCCAUGGAGGUCCUUCACUCUUUGGCCCUAGAUUAGCCAUUUGUGGCGAGUCCUGUUGGCUGGUUGAUUUGUGCUUUUGGGCAUUCUGGACUGAUGUUAUUUUCUUUAGCCAGUAGGUGUUUACUGUAUCAUUUCAGGGACAGGUGCAGUCCAACUCUUCAUACCUGAGACUCUGGCUUGGACAUCUGCCACUAUGACAGUUACUGGGUCUUGUUCUGGGAGACUGAUAUGGUCAGCUCUCAUAGAGCCCUGGUGUAUGUGAUGGUCCUCCCUCCCACGUACUGUUCUAGUAUUCCUAAGUCUCAGCUGUGAGUUGGUCUAAUCUCAUCCUGCCACUGUAAGGACACUUUGGAUGGUUGGUUGGAGAUCAUCCUAUUUAUCUUUACGGGGAUGAGAAUCUUUUGUCAUUUUCCAGAGUCUCAGGUACGGACCCUUUGUUGUAUUUUCUACAAGAGUCUUACUUGCUGGCGAAUGUCUUCAUGGAAGAUGCGGUCCUAGUGAAAGAUAAAAAUGUGAACGAUAGUAAUAGUGUGAACACCUUCCUGGAAUUCUAAUGAAAAAGACGCGAACCAGAAACAGAUGAGGAGGAUGGUGGACAACCAGCAGGUUGUCUUCUUUCUUCUUGUCCUGUGGCUUUAAACAACAAAAAAUUCACCAUAUAUUUAAACAAGGUUCCUGCUUUGUUCUCAUUACUGAAUCACACAGGAAGAAAUGAUUCUUUCCACCAAUCAGUGAAUUGCAAUGUGUAAAGCUCCACCCUUUAGGGCCAGAAUGGGACCCCAAAGCAAGAAUCACAGAAAAGUCAGGCAUCUAGGAUCAUAAAUUCCUGGACUCUUUCCAGUUUUUACCUCUGGAAACAGAAGAAAAAUGAGCAGCAACCAAGACCGGUUGGUGGAAACGGGUAUCCAUACCUGCAUGCAUAGAUGAUCAAAUUGAUUAUUUUCUAAUAGUGCUCAGAGGUUGACAUUCAGCUUCACUGAUCAAAACCGACCCAGAUGUUUUCAUCAAUGAUUCUGAAAAGCGUGAGUUAAUUGAAGGUGAUGUCACAUCUGGUGACAGCUGAUUGGCUGCUGUGACCUUCUCUCCUCUUUAUAGCGCCUUAGCCCCGCCUCCAGCUCCACCCACAACCCCCAACCAGAACUGCACUGAGAAUCAUUCUGAUUGGUCAGCCUUGUGGCAGUGACUGCGCGUCAUUGGUCAGUCAGUUAUUUGUUAAUAAAUUGGUAAAAGACUUGCGUGAGAAGCUGUGAAUAUUUUUUUGAGGAAAAUCCUUGAAACGUGCUUUUGUUCCAGUUUUUCUUUCAGAUCGAACAUGUCCGGAGCUCCUCCCCCAGCUCACCUGACUUCCUGUUCUUUAUUCAUGUUUCUGAGUUUCACUAAAAACAAAGACUCGAGGUUCAGACGAGUAGCAGCAAUCUGUCCUUAUUCUGUGUCGAGUGACUAACAAGGUGAGCUGCCACCCAGAACCAGGACCAGACCCAGGACCAGGACCAGGCCGGCUGUAGAACUGUUUUCUGUUCCACAUUUAAUCUGUGAAAGUUUGUUGUUUAAGUUCGUUGUUUCUGACUGAAACACCUUUAUUAAUGUUGGGGGGGUCUUCGCUUCAAGUUCAGUUCUUGUUCAUGGUUCAGUUCCUAGUCUGGUUCUGGUUGUGGAUCAUAUCUCUGGUUUGUAAAUAUGUUUGAACUCAGCUGUUUUAUAUUUUUCUGUAAAUGUCAUCAGAGUAUUUAUUUAGCCAGAAUUUAAUCUUGGUGCUAUGUGAUGUUUCUAUUUUCUUUUUUGUUUGUGAAACCCCGCCCACAUCCGCUGUUCAUCUAACCAUUGAUCCGAAAAGCUCCUCAGGUUUCAAAUUAAAUGUAAAAACUCAUCAAAUCAGACUUUCAGUCAUUUUAUCAGUUUUUCCACUAAGAUUACGUCAUGAAGUUUCUGAUGAAAAGUAUUAAAAUCUUACUGCGAUACAAGUUUUGAAGCAUAAACAUCCUGAUAACAAAAACAUGAUGGGGUUACAACUCCCAUGAUGCUUUUAGAUGAGGAAGAGGAGGAGCUGCUGUACCUUCAUUUAGUUUUUGUUGUAUUUAAAUACGUCAAAUAUUUUAGUCACUAUAGAAACAAACUUCCCACUAACACUUGUGAAACAUUUUACUCUAUGGAGGGAUGAUUCUUUAAUAAAAUGCAUCAAACUUUCA